Molecule: messenger RNA, 2707 nt
Organism: Scylla paramamosain (green mud crab)
Lineage: Eukaryota; Metazoa; Arthropoda; Malacostraca; Decapoda; Portunidae
Product: probable chitinase 2
Biological process (GO): carbohydrate metabolic process; chitin catabolic process
Cellular component (GO): extracellular region
Molecular function (GO): chitinase activity; chitin binding
Source: RefSeq, a predicted model, not a curated record
UAUCAUAUGUACUUGUUAUCUGUGAGGGUGUGGAUGUGGCUGGUCGCUGUGGCUUGCUGUCUAUAAUUCUCCCAUAGUUCCUCUGAGGCAGCAAGGGAGGCACCACAGCCACUCAUCAAACUUCUGCGCCCUCCCGCCUGUGGGGACUGCUGAGCACCAAGGACAAAGUGACCAGCGUGACCUGCGUGUGGGUGGAUGUGUGACCUCAUCUCCGGUCCCUGCCUCUCCGUGACCCAGCCAAGCACAAGACUAUUCACGACCCCUCAAGAGAAGCACACUGCAUGACAGAACAAUUACAAGUCUACACCAUUACCACCACUGCUGCCACUAACACCAUCACCACCGCAAUAACAACAUCAACAUGCUUAGCCCAAAGCCUUCACAUUCACCCACACCUUCUCUCCUCCUCUUCUACCCUUUACUUCUUAUUCAUUUCUUAAUUCCUCUCAGCCUAAUUCCUCCCUGUCAAGGUCGUGUUGUUAAUAAGGGAUUGUACAACUCUUUGCCUUCCAUCUUUUCGUCCUCCUCCUCCGCGUAUAACUCGUCCUCAUCCUUCUCUUCUUCUUCUUCUUCUUCUUCUUCUUCUUCUUCUUCUUCUUCUUCUUCCUCCUCCUCCUCCUCUUCCUCCUCCUCUAAGGCAUCCUCCUCUUCUCCCUCGCCUUCCUACACCUCUCCUUCGUCUUCUUCUUCAACCUCUUCUCCCCUAUUCUCCUCCUCCUCUUCUCCCUUGUCUUCUUCAUCUUCUUUUUCAGCCUCUUCUACCCUAUCCUCCUCCUAUACUCACACUACACAUGAUCAAGAAGAUAUGACACAAAAAGGGAGACGGAGGCUUGCUACCCCCGCCUACAACAUAACAGCCCCUAUGAAGGAACCUGUGAUGGCGUGCUACUUCGGCUCCUGGGCAGUGUACAGACCAGGCCUCGGCAAAUUUGACGUGGAAGACAUCGACCCUUUCCUGUGCACUCACGCCCUCUACGCCUUCGCUGGUUUGCAAGCGUCCACAGGCACCAUCGUCAGCCUUGACCCAUAUAACGACCUCUAUGACAACUACGGCAAAGGCGGGUACAUCCGCUUCACCUCCCUUAAGAAGAUUAACCCAGACCUCAAGACCCUGCUUUCCAUUGGGGGCUGGAAUGAGGGAUCCAUCAAGUAUUCCAUGAUGGUGUCGAGUGCCACUUCAAGGGCGACCUUUAUCACCAGCUGCGUUAAGUUCUUGCUCAAGUAUGGCUUUGACGGCCUCGACCUGGACUGGGAGUAUCCGACAAUGCGAGGAGGCAAGCCCGAGGACAAGGUCAACUUCGUGCUCCUGCUGCAAGAGAUGAAGGCGAGUUUCAACCAGCACAACUUACUGCUGACCUCCGCGGUGUCAGCAGGGAAAGCAACAAUAGAUCUGGCCUACAAUGUCACGGCCCUAGCCAGCCACCUGGACUACGUGUUCCUCAUGGCCUACGACUUCCACGGCACCUGGGAAAAGUACGCCCACCACCACUCGCCUCUUUAUGCCUACAAAGAGGACAAGGGCGCCACCAAGACCCUGAACGUGAAUUUCGCCGUCAGGUACUGGAUCCAAAUGGGGCUUCCUCCUUCGCGCCUCGUCAUGGGCAUUGGACUCUACGGGCGGUGUUUCACUCUAGCAAAGGCGGAGGAUCAUGAUGUAUAUGCUCGCCCCCAGCCAGGACUUCCCGGCCCUUACACCCGCUCUCCUGGGAUGCUCGGGUACAACGAGGUGUGUGAGAAGCAGCUGACGGAAAAGUGGUCUGUGGUGAGGGACAAAAACAUGGUGGCGCCCUACGCUUAUUGUGGCAGACAGUGGUGUGGGUAUGAUGAUGUGAAGUCUGUGACGGUCAAGACUAAAUACAUCAAGUCCCUGGGUCUGGCCGGGGCAAUGGUGUGGUCCAUUGAGACGGACGACUUCCACGGGACAUGCCAGGCAGCGCAAGGGGAGGAGGGUGACGUAAGGGAAGACGAAGGAGAUGAAGGGAGUGAAGAAGAGGAUACGACAGAGGACAAGAAGACUUUCCCUCUCAUCACGACAAUCCGGGAAAUUUUAAGGGACGGGCGGCCUAUUCCCAGACCCACGCCCCCGGCAACUAUUUCAACACCUACGACGACGAACACCACCACCACCACCAGUACCACCACCAGUACCACCACUCCUCCCCCGGGACCACCGCCUCCGCCUUCCACAAUCUGCCACAGGGAGGGGCUUAACCGUGAUCCAGCGGGGGACUGUACUAUCUUUUACAUUUGUCACCAGGUGGGGCAGAGGUGGCUGGCUUGGCUGUUCCACUGUCCACCCGGCACCAGGUUUGUGGAGGAGAUGCAAGCUUGUGACUUCCCAGAUGGGCACUCUGCCUGCCCUCUUCUUCCUCCUGUCACUGACCCUACCACUACCACCGACACCACCACCGCCACCACCACCGACACCACCACCGCCACCACCACCACCAGCACUAGCACCACUACCCUCAGUACCACCAGUCCACCAACUACCACUCCAACAUCCACCAGUCCACCUACCAGUCCACCAACUACCACUCCAACAUCCACCUUUACUUACUCCUAGUGAUGUUCCCUUCACAAUUACACCAUCCACACCUCCUAUCACUGACCCCAUCACCAUCCCACUUCAAUCAUCACCUCCACCACCAGCACCACUACCAAUCCAGCACCCACUUCCACUUAUCCCAAUUGAUAUUCCCUCUAC